AUGGGGGAGACAAAAGGGCCGGUGGUCGUGACUGGUGCAGCGGGGUUCAUCGGAUCCUGGCUGGUUAUGAGACUUCUCGAGAAGGGCUACGCCGUCCGAGCCACCGUCAGAGAUCCCAGUUCUGUCCCUCGUCUCGCUCCUCUUUCGCUGCGUCUAUUCCCCGUUUCCUUCGACAUUCAACCUGUCGGAGAGGAGAGCGCGCUUCGUCUUCUUCUUCUUCCUAACCGCCGAUCUGUGCUUGCUUGACACACAGGCAACUUGCAGAAGGUAAGGCCCCUGUUGGACCUUCCCAACUCCAAAGAGCGCCUCACCCUUUGGAGGGCUGAGCUCUCGGAGGAAGGAAGCUUCGACGAGGCGAUAGCCGGGUGCUCCGGGGUGUUCCACGCCGCCACUCCCAUGGAUUUCGAAUCCGACGACCCCGAGGUGAGACGACGAGGGCACAAGUACCUAUAAAGAUGGACGCAAAAAGCCUCGACUGUCGUUGAUUGAUCGACUGGUGAGAGAUCGUGGUUUGUGGUGGGCAGAACGAGGUGAUCAAGCCCACGAUCGACGGAGUGCUGAACGUGCUGAGGUCCUGCGACAAGGCCGGGACGGUGAAGCGCGUGGUGUUCACGUCUUCCGCCGGGUCCGUCAACGUGGUGGAGCACCCAAAGUCCCAGUACGAAGAGACCGACUGGAGCGAUUUCGCCUUCAUCCGCCGCGUCAAGAUGACGGGCUGGGUACGCUUCCUCGUUGUGCUCGCUCUCCUCCUGUACUACCCUCUCGAGGGCGGGGGGUCGGGGGGGGGUCUCGCCUGCUCUCAAAACAAACCGCCGUUGUUCUUCUCUUGGCGCAGAUGUACUUCUUGUCCAAGGCGCUGGCGGAGAAGGCUGCAUGGGAUUUUGCGGCGGAGAAGGGAAUCGAUCUCAUCACCAUCAUCCCCACUCUCGUGGUUGGGCCUUUUAUCUCUUCGGAGAUGCCUCCCAGUCUGGUCACAGCGCUGGCCCUGCUCACAGGUUGGUUGGUACUCUCCUCCUCUCAAGUGAACGCCCUCCCUCUCUCUCUAAUACAGAGACACACUGCUCUGCGGAUAGCAGGAAACAAGGCGCACUACUCCAUCCUGAAGCAGAUCCAAUUCGUCCACCUGGACGACCUCUGCAACUCCCUCAUCUUCCUGUUGAACCACCCUGAAGCCAGCGGGAGGUUCAUCUCCUCCUCCCACGACACCACCAUAUUUGAGCUCGCGGAGCUUAUGAGGGGAAGAUACCCAGAGUACGAUAUCCCCACAGAGUACGUACAUCCAAGCCUAGAAACCGACCGCGUCUCAGCUCAGCUUACCCUCAUAACGCCCUGCUUCUUCCUUGUUUUUCCCACUGAGAAGAUUUGAAGAGUUCGACGUCGGAGAGGACAAGAGCCGCAUCGAUCGCGUGCAUUUCUCUUCCAGAAAGCUGAAGGCACUGGGCUUCCAGUUCCAGUACACCUUGGAGGAGAUGCUGGACGGGGCCAUCCAGUCCUGCAGAGAGAGGAAGUUACUGAAACCCAGAACGGCGGAGCCACAGCUCGAGAUGGGGACGCCGUAUAAAGGGGCUGCUGCCGACCCGGCGAUGGUGCCGUCAAACUGA
Messenger RNA from Spirodela intermedia, 1601 nucleotides. The record is from the annotation of a GenBank genome assembly. NCBI's taxonomy places the organism in Eukaryota, Viridiplantae, Streptophyta, Magnoliopsida, Alismatales, Araceae.